AUGACCCGGAGAUCGUGUGCCAUUUACGCCACCGGCAUCGUGUGCGCCCACCUCCUCAUCGUGGGCAUCGCUCUCGUGGUGGCUCAAGUCUUCCAGACCACCAUACACAACCGCUUGAAAAAGGAAAUAACACUAACAGAGAAGAGCCAAAUGUUCGAGUCCUGGAAGAACCCUCCCCCGCCUGUUUACAUGGAGUACUACUUCUUUAACGUCACCAACCCGGAGGUGUUCCUAGCGGGCGGCAAGGCCUCCGUCCAGCAGAUUGGACCAUACACCUACAGGGAGUAUAGGCCCAGGGAGAAUGUCACUUUCCUGGAAAACGGGACCAAAGUGUAUGCCCUCAACCCUAAGACCUUCGUGUUCAUGCGGGAGAAGUCGGUGGGCGACCCCGAAGUGGACGUGCUCAGGACCAUUAACAUCCCCUUAGUGGUGGUGAUGAACGAGCUCAACUCGUACUCCUUCUUCCUACGCAGCUUCAUCUCCAUCUACAUCAAAAGCUUGGGCGCCGAGCUGUUCACCACGCGCACGGUGCACGAGUACCUCUGGGGUUUCAAGGACCCCAUCCUCACCAAGAUCCACUCCAUGAAACCCGACGUGGACGAGUACUUUGGCCUCAUGUGGAAGAAAAACGGAACCCACGAAGGGGAGUUUGUCUUCAACACUGGCGAGCAGGACUACAUGGACUACGGCAAAAUCGACACGUGGAACGGCCUCAGAGAGAUGACCUUCUGGUCAUCCAACCAAAGUAACAUGAUCAACGGCACGGAUGGCGCCGUCUUCCACCCGCUCAUCAACAGAAACGAGCUGCUUUACAUCUUCGCCGCCGAUCUUUGCAGGUCCAUCCAUCUGGCCUAUGUGAAGGAUGUGGAAGUGAAAGGCAUCCAGGCAUACCGCUUCGCGCCCCCCAGUGACGUGCUCAUGAGCCCUGUGGACAACCCGGCCAAUGAAGGAUUCUGCGUUCCUGCGGGAGACUGUCUAGGCACGGGCGUGCUCAAAGUUAGCGUUUGUCGCCAAGGUGCCCCCAUCGUGGUAUCUUUCCCUCACUUCUACCAGGCCGACCCUAAGUACAUCAACGCCAUCGAAGGCCUGAAUCCCAACAAAGAGGAGCACGAAACCUACCUGGAUCUGCAACCGACCACUGGCGUUCCCAUUCGGGCCUGCAAACGUGCUCAGCUCAAUGUCAUUCUAAAGAGAGUCACAGGCUUCCCCGAAACAAAGUUCUUAAACGAGACCAUUUUCCCCAUCAUGUACGUCAACGAGACGGCGACGGUUGACGACGACUCGGCCGCACAGAUGAGAACGCUGCUGCUCAUAGUCACCCUGGUGUCCAAUUUUCCUUUGCUCAUUGUGGGCAUGGGUCUCAUCCUGCUGCUAGUCCUGGUGGUCCUGUUCUGCCGGAACCGCCAGAAGAAGAACGAAGUAAAACGCAUUGAUUUUACUGAGGCUUUUCAUUCUUUUGCUACGGCCAAAGACGAGACGGCGUACACUCAGGUGAGCGACAAGACAGACGAGUCGCCUGAGGCACCUCCUGCUCAGCCAAUCAGGAAUGGCUCCUACAUUGCCAUGUCUCCAGUGGAUGCCCAGAAGUGUUGA
Nerophis lumbriciformis (worm pipefish) is the source of this 1593-nucleotide messenger RNA. The record is from RefSeq and is a predicted model, not a curated record. Lineage: Eukaryota; Metazoa; Chordata; Actinopteri; Syngnathiformes; Syngnathidae.